Rotaria sp. Silwood2 is the source of this 303-nucleotide messenger RNA. Lineage: Eukaryota; Metazoa; Rotifera; Eurotatoria; Philodinida; Philodinidae. The record is from the annotation of a GenBank genome assembly.
AUGUCUUCACAUUGUGAAAUACGUGGUGAUUUAACAUGUUCAACAAUGUAUCAUGGUGGUAUGCAACGCUCACGUCUUAUUCCACGAAGACAUUUAUUAUUUUCUAAACAUAUAUUUAUGCUUAAAUGUAAUGGUGUACAAAAUCGUAAUAAAUCUUAUAUUGAAACAAAUACUUUAAUAAGUGAUCAAUCAACAAUUUAUUCCGACACAGGUAAUGGAAUGGAACAAGAUCCAAUGCAAGUUUUAGUUAAUCAAUGGGAUAUUGGAGAAGGUCGAUUACGUCCGAGACCAGCAUUCAAAUAA